This is a messenger RNA of Anolis carolinensis (green anole), 4790 nucleotides long. RefSeq names its product TNF alpha induced protein 3 (gene tnfaip3). The record is from RefSeq and is a predicted model, not a curated record. The coding region runs from base 267 to 2756 and encodes 829 amino acids. The transcript has 9 exons. Gene Ontology annotation, biological process: protein K29-linked deubiquitination; cytoskeleton organization; protein deubiquitination involved in ubiquitin-dependent protein catabolic process. NCBI's taxonomy places the organism in Eukaryota, Metazoa, Chordata, Lepidosauria, Squamata, Anolidae. Gene Ontology annotation, cellular component: cytoplasm; nucleus. Gene Ontology annotation, molecular function: zinc ion binding; K63-linked polyubiquitin modification-dependent protein binding; cysteine-type deubiquitinase activity.
GGCUACAGCAGCAGCAGCAGCAGCGCCGGCGGAGGCCACCGCGAAUGUCACAUGCCUCCCGCCGGAAAGUCCCUCGCUCGCCUCUCUGCGGCUCUGGAAAUCCCCAGCCCUUUUUCCCCCUUGCAUUGGGGUGAAGGGAAGGGGCCCGCCUGCCUGACAGUCCGGCUUCUAGAGAGGCAGGAGAGGAGCCAGGGCAGCCACACGGGAGCCUUCCCACCCGAGAAAGCGGAUUAAUCCAUGGCAGCCUAGCGCCGGAGAAGCUUUUCAUGGGAUUUAGGAGAAAGAGGAGGAUUUCCCCAGCCCUCUCCAAGCAGACAGCGAGUUCUUCGAACAGAAUGGCUAGUCCACAAAUUAUUCCUCAAGCUCUAUACUUGAGCAACAUGCUGAAGGCUGUGAAGAUAAGAGAGAGAAUGCCUGAAGACCUCGUCAAGUGUACCAAUGGGAUCAUCCAUCAUUUUAAGACUAUGCACAGAUACACCAUUGAGAUGUUCAGAAUGUGUCAGUUUUGUCCGCAGUUCCAGGAGCUUCUUCAAAAAGCCCUUUUUGAUCAAGCAACCCAGACCUCACUGGAACACCAACGAAAGCUGAAUUGGUGUCGAGAAGUUAAAAAACUCAUGUCAUUGAAGACAAAUGGUGAUGGGAAUUGCCUCAUGCAUGCUACAUCCCAAUACAUGUGGGGUGUCCAAGAUGUUGACCUGGUCCUGAGAAAAGCACUGUUUCGUGCCCUCAAGGAAGUUGAUACACGCAACUUUAAACUGCGUUGGCAACGGGAGACUCUGAAAUCACAGGAAUUUGUGGCAACAGGUCUCUGUUAUGAUACCAGGAACUGGGAGGAUGAAUGGGAGAAUCUCAUCAAGAUGUCAUCUGCAGAAACAUCGGUUGCCCAACACGGGCUUCAGUAUAAUUCCUUGGAAGAAAUCCACAUAUUUGUUCUUGUUAACAUCUUAAGGCGGCCAAUCAUAGUUGUGGCAGAUAAGAUGCUUCGAAGCCUGCAGUCAGGUUCAAGCUUUUCUCCUCUGAAUGUUGGUGGGAUUUACUUGCCUCUCCAUUGGCCAACAGAAGAGUGUUACCGGUAUCCCAUUGUUCUGGCUUAUGACAGCAUGCACUUCACACCACUGAUUGUUCUGAAGGACAGUGGCCCAGAGAUCCGGGCAGUUCCAUUAGUCACUUGUGAAAGGGGCAGAUUUGAAGACUUGAAAGUACACUUUCUGACAGACUCUGAAGAAAGGGAGAAGGAGAAGCUGCUAAGAGACUACCUGAUGGUGAUAGAAAUUCCUGUGCAAGGCUGGGACCCUGGAACAACAAAUAUUAUUAAUGCAGCAAUGUUGGAUGAAGGCAACUUGCCUAAAGAGGUUAACCUAGUGGAAGAUUACUUUCAACUAGUACAGCAUGAGUACAAGAGGUGGCAAGAGAACACAGAAACUGCUGGAAGAGAAGCGGGGACAAGGGACCGCCUGGAAUUGCACCUAUCCCAGCUGUCCCUUGUGGAAGCAAAAUGUGAAACUCCCAAUUGCCCUUUCUACAUGUCUGUCAGGACUCAGCCUUACUGCCAUGAGUGUUUUGAGCGGAAGCAACAGAGGAGUAAGGCAAAGGGACAGAACCUGAGGAUAGCGGGUGAGAAACCCCAGGUGACUAGAUCUGGCUCACCCAAGAGUGAAUGUCGUGAGAUUGCUGCACAAACUCCUGAAAGCCCAGGGACAGGCCCUCGCUCUGCGCCCCCCACAGCCCCAAGUCUUUUUCUGUUCAGCGAAACCACUGCUAUGAAGUGCAGGACUCCAGGCUGUCCUUUCACCCUGAAUGUUCAAUACAGUGGACUCUGCGAGCGCUGCUACAACUCCAGAGAGCUCAGCCCUUGCCACAGCCCAGGUGACAUGGGGCAUUUGGACUGUGUGACCUGUACUUUCUGCCUCAAGGACACCGAUAGGACCUUCAAUGGGAUGUGCAGCACUUGUUUCAAAAGGACUACAGACCGCUUGUCCAACACCAGCCCGAGUGCCACACUAAUGGGCCAUCAAAGAUCCGCGUCUGAUCCCAGCCAUCUCUCACAGAGCUUUUUGCCAAAUUCCUGCCAUGUUGUACCCAGUAGCAGUGCAGUGGAGCCUCUGCCACAUGCUCAGCCUCACAGAUCAGAAGAGAGGAGAGGGAGCAGUAAAUGCAGGAAGCCUGGCUGCAGCUUUUUUGGGACACGUCAGAAUGAAGGCUUUUGCACACUCUGUUAUUUUGAGUAUCAGGAAAAUAAAGAUGCUUCGCUGCUCCAUCACAGAAGGCGUCAGCGAAGUUCUCCGGUCUUCGGGAGCUCUGGAACCACUGCUGCCCUGUACCAGAACACUAUUUCCUGCCUUGGUCGAGAGUGUGGCACUAUAGGAAGCACAAUGCUUGGGGGAUACUGCCAGAAAUGUUUUAUUGAAGCACAAAGUAAGCGGCUGCGGGAAGCCAGGAGGACAGAUGAUCAACUAGUGAGACAGUCAGAGCGAACAGGACAACACAGAGAAUCACACCAAUCAGGCUCAAGCUCCCAGAAGCGUAGAUGUGCCACAGCAUCUUGUCGGAACCACUUGGCUUCUAGGAGUGGGGAACUGUGCCAGGUCUGCCUGCAAGCCAGCCAGCGGGCCCAGUCUGGGGCAUCCCGGAGAGAUCCUUCCUCAGAGGAGCUCCCUAAGCAGCGCUGCCGAGCUCCCGCCUGCGAUCACUAUGGCAACACAAAAUGCCAUGGCUACUGCAAUGAGUGCUAUCAGUUCAAACAGAUCUACGGAUAGCAAGAAGGACUACGCACAUGGCUCUUGCCUUUUGAAAGACAAAAAGAAAGAAGAGGAGGAGGAAGAAGAGGAGGAAAUGGUGCUACAUCCUGAACCUCAAUUGUUCUGCUGUGACCUGGUCUUUUUCACUGCGUGUGAAAUGGAUGAGUUAUUUGGCAGGAAAACAAUAAGCUGAAUUGUAUGCAGAUAUAAACACACACAUAUGAAUUAUGUGUAUAUAAGUGCCAACAGUGGCACAGAGGGACAGUGCAGUCUGAGUUUGCAUCUAUAAGAACAGAAAAGCGGUUUGGUUUCAGUAGAGAUGACUAUGGCAGGAUCUUUAUGUGGAGUACUUGACAACAGACAUUUUUUGCCAGAAUUUUUUAGAUACUUUUCUGUGCUGAAUAUAGUGUCACAGAAUAUUUGUAGAGCCAGGGCCAUUUUUGCCAAUACCUCAUGCACCCUGCCAAAGUGCAAGGAAACGUGACUAAAGCUUUGAGAUGAAGAACUGUUGUGUGACAGCCGUCACAUGAUCUGGGGCUGGUUAACCUCUGAAAACACUGAUCUCUGGAUGAGAAGAAAUUUAGUGGAGUCCAAAGAUGGAACAAGAUGAUUAGCAAGUUGUGGGUUUUAAUUUGGUUUGCUUUGUUCCCCCUCCCCACUUUUUAUUUUGUCUUUACCUUUUCCCAAAUCAGAACUUUAGGUGUGUGCAAGAGCUAUGAAUCAGCCACAUCUUGGCCCUCCAGUGCUGGCACAUUUUUGCCCAAUUAAUCUGUUGGUUGUGUCUGAGGCUAAGGACCUCAUCACGCUUACCUUAAGGGACAGUCUAUCAACAGAUAGGCAUGCUGUCCAUCACAGAGUGUUGGAAGCAUUGUAGGACACUUCCCUCCGAACACGGGAAGGCUUCAGCAUUGCUUUGGUGCCACUUCCCAGCAGCGUGCACGGCAUGGAGGGGGGCAGGUUGUCCGUGUGAUUAGGUCAUAAAGCUCAAAGACCAAUAAUUUAGAAAUGUGAAAGGAAUUGGGUACAUCUCAAUUACUUUCAAAGUGUCUGAAGGUGGAGAAGCAAUCAGAGAAGGGAGAAAUGUUUCUCUAACUAUAGAGGCUGGUUUUAAUUGCUUUUCUGUCUUUAGUUAUUUAUGUCAUUGGUAUCAUAUAAAUACUGAUAGAUCAUAAUCAAUACAGAAAGGAGGCUAACACUGAUUAGGCGUAUGCUGUAAUCAGAUGGCGCCUUUUAUACAGCCACUGUAAACAAGCUGUAUUUUGUAUGCUGUGACUUGACAAAGCACAUACCAGGAGUCAUCCAAUCUGCUUUCCCCACUUAUCUAGGAAUACAGCGGAGCUGCCUUGCUCUUUGUGGAAUAUAGAUUGUAAAUUUCAACACUUGCUGUUAAUGCACACUCAACUUACGAGAUUCAGAAGGCAGGCAGGAGAAGGCAAAGUGGAGAAGCCUCCCCCCCCCCCCCAACACACACACACUUUGCAGCUCUCCAUAUUUUAAUUGUGUUCAAGUGAAUCCAAUCUGGGGGGGGGGGAGUGUUUUAUUGAGUCUGGGACCUGCUUCCAAUUGAGGUUGAACCCUGCCCCAUUAUUUCUCAUUAUUAUUUGCCUGAUGCUAUUAGUGAGGUAUCAAACUAAAUACUGGAAUGGUACUGGGGGUCUAAAUCUGCAGUUUAAAUCUACAUUUCCUUCACUGCCUGCUGAUGAAUCUCUUCUGCUUUGCAUGUGAUUUGUGGAAAAGGAUAGGCAUGCUUGUUCCACUUUGUGUUUGUAUGUACCAUCUGGAAAAUAUUUUUCAUUAUUCCUCUCUUCUCUUUAGUCUGAAACACUUUCAGGGUCUGCCCUCUCUGAUUUUGAAUUUGCUGUGUAUUAUUUGUGAACUAAUGUGAAGAUUUGUUAAAAUAUUUAUAUUGUUUCAAAAGUGUAAUAUUAACUUUGUUAAUAUGAUAAUUUACACCUUAUUUCAUUGCUUCCUCUGCCACAAAACCAACUCUGAGUAAAUGUACUUGUGUAACUGGAGAUGGCAGUGGGAGAAAAUAAAUUAUUUGAAGAUUUA